GUGCUGGAGCUUGCAAUUAUUUACCUAUUUUAGAUGGUCAAUCAUUUUAAAGUUUUUAAUUUCUUGUUAACUCUCCAACUCAACUAUGACCAUAUAUGAUUUUGGAAGUCCUAAUAGAGUAGACAUUGUUGUUUAGCGAAUAAAUAUCAAAAAAUAAAAAAAUUGAAAAAUUCAUCACAUAUCUAAGACCAUGGCAUAUUCUACUUAAUAAUUCUUUGACUAAAGUUUUCUCAUCUUUGAAAUGUUCUUGUUAAAGGCUUAAUGGAUAUUACUCUCAUCAUCGUUUUUUGAGAUUGUGUGGAACCUAUUUGCGAAACUGUACUUUUCAGGUUUUGGUUAUUUUUUAAUGUGUGAUACUUUUUAGGCUUAAUGGGUUGGCUUCUUGUAGAUUUAAUUGGUUUAUCAUUGUUGGUGACAAGAGAGUGAGAAACCCUCACAUCAUAAAAUACUAAAAAUUGGAAUAAGUGCAAAAAGAAACCGUCUCAUACUAUGACAUUUCCAUUGAUUUGGCAUGUGUGUAACUACUCUUAUAACUCCAAUUAUCUUAUAGAGAACGUUCUGUAACUUUCAUGAUUUGACAAUGAAAUCGAAAUACUUGGUAACAUUCACAGUUGGCUUGGAUCAGAGGAACAACAUUGAUGCAGCAGUUAAAAAGGUUACACAAAUGGACCAUUCUAUUAUAUGUAUUAUUUUUAUGAUGUUGCAAGUAGAGGUCUGUAAUCUUAUUUUAUUUUUUGAUAGUUUUCUGAGGAUUUUCAAAUUAUGCUUUUUCAUUAUGAUAGCUGGACAAGUGAAUGGGAUCAAUUUGAGUGGUCAAAGAGGGCCAACCAUGUCAGUGUAAGAAAGCAAACAAAAUAAUUCAAAUGACCAUUAUAAGAUUUGCUACCAGUUGUGUUUCUGCUGAGGAAUUGGUGGAAAAAAUUUAUCAAAAACGAGAGGAUGGGAGUUAUUGAGGAGUUGGUGGAAAAAAUUCAUCAAAAAUUUAUCAGAUUGAGGAAUUGCCACUGCAAGAAUUUCAUGGCCACACUAGUGAUGUCUUGGAUCUGGCCUAGUCCGAAUCUAAUUGUCUUCUUUCAUCAUCGAAGGAUAAAACUGUUCGUCUAUGGCAAGUGGGCUGCAAUGAAUGUAUUAGUGUUUUCCAACACUGACUAUGUGACAUGCAUUCAGUUCAAUCCAGCCAAUGAAAAUUACUUCAUGAGUGGCUCUAUAGACAAAAAAGCUCGAAUUUGGGGAGUGAUUGAGAGACAAGUUGUUGAUUGGGCUGAUGUGAGAGAUGUAGUAACUGUUAUAUGUUACCACCCAGAUGGCAAAGUCUUUAUAGUGGGCUCUGUCAUCGGCACCUGCCGGUUUUAUGGAGCAUCAGAUGGAAAUCUCCAACUAACUACAGUGAUAAAUUUCUGGGGUAGAAAUAAAUCCUCCAGCAACAAAAGUACUUAUAUGUAUAAUUAGUUUGAAUUACAUCUUUUGUGCCGAUCUGUUUUGUAAUAACUUUCAACUUACUACUAGGCACUAGUUUAACUUUAUUUCAUCUUGGAAUUGAAAUAUUUUUGCAUAUUGAGAAGUAUGAAUUG
Messenger RNA from Camellia sinensis, 1571 nucleotides. Its product is annotated as WD repeat-containing protein YMR102C-like. Lineage: Eukaryota; Viridiplantae; Streptophyta; Magnoliopsida; Ericales; Theaceae. Gene Ontology annotation, molecular function: protein binding. The record is from RefSeq and is a predicted model, not a curated record.